Messenger RNA from Hydra vulgaris (swiftwater hydra), 1233 nucleotides. RefSeq lists its product as uncharacterized. Lineage: Eukaryota; Metazoa; Cnidaria; Hydrozoa; Anthoathecata; Hydridae. The record is from RefSeq and is a predicted model, not a curated record.
AGUUCUUGGUUACCCAAUGCUGUAUGCUAGAAGGUUAAUAACAUAACAUGCAAUGCAGCGUGAUGCUCGUGGAAGACCAAGUGCUCCUACAAAGAUAGUUGAAGAACUUUUUCCUAUCGACGUAGUGAUGCAAGAAAAUUGGCGUUUGUUGGAUUUGGGAUUUAGCAUUUUACAGCCAAUGUCUGCUAUACAGUGGUUAGCUCAACGCAGAUUGAUUAAAAACAGUGUAUUUUGCAAAAAUUGCAAUAUUCAGUUUGGUUUGAAUACCUAUAAAGAUGCAAAAGAUGGAUACAGGUGGAAUUGCAAGAAAUGUUUUAAGCGGAAAAGUGUAAGAGAUGAUUCCUUUUUUAGCGAGAGUCGGUUGUCUCUACAAACAUUAAUAACUUACAUAUAUUGUUGGAGUCCUAAUAUGCCAGUGAGCCAGAUCCAACAUGAAACCGGUAUGAAAGAUUCUCCCAAUACAUUUGCAGAUUGGGCAAGCUUUUGCAGAGACGUUUGCGAAGUUGAUUUAGAGACAAACCCUUUAGUCAUUGGAGGAAUCAACACUGACGGGACGCCGAUUGUUGUCGAAAUUGAUCAAAUAAAAUUUUUUCAUCGAAAACACCAUCGUGGACAGUGGCGCCAAGGUCAUUGGGUGUUAGGCGGUAUUGAGAGAGUGUCUCAAAAGUGUUUUUUGGUUGAAGUUGCAGAUCAAACUGCAGAAACUCUCCAAAAUCUUAUAUUGAAGUUUAUUUUGCCUGGAACGCAUAUUGUUUCAGAUGGAUGGGCAUCUUAUGCUGGAAUAAAAAACCUACACCAUGGGAUUUAUUCCUAUGCAGUUGUCAACCAAGAAAAAAGUUUCGUUGAACCUCUUGAUAACGAAACACACACUAAAAACAUUGAAAAUCUAUGGCUACAGGUUAAACGAAAAAUGCGCCAUCAGUUUGGAACACGUGAAGAUUUGUUCACAUCCCAUCUUCACGAGUUUCUGUGGCGUCAACGAUAUAAAGAUGUUUCAAUUUUUUCAGCAUUUCUUUCUUGCGUGUCCCGUCAGUAUCCAUUGUAACUGAUAAACAAAACGGCUGUUUUCAUAGCCACAUGUUUGAAAAACAUUUUUAUAGCCAAAUAUGUUUGAAAAACAAAUCAGCAAGAACAUUAGUUAUUUUUCAGGAAAAGUCUUGUAAUAUUUACUUUUACAGUUGUACAGAGAUUUGUACGAGCUGGUGUGUAUCUAUUAAAUGCCGUUUUUGUGGC